AUGCCAGAAUCCUCCUCAUUAGCAACAAGCCCGCAAAACCUACACGCAAUAUCCCAAACGCUCCUCUCCAAAACAAAAUUAGUCCAUCCCCCCCAAAAAGCACAAAUCAACCCAGUCACCACCGCGGUAAUCGCAGACCUACAUCUCCACCCCACACUCGAAGCAACACUCCACAUCCUCAACCACGACCUACCCUCCGCGCACUUCUUGGUCCGCCACAUGCAAGCCCCUCCUGCAGUCGAAGGCAUGCUUCUACACGGUAUACUGCACCGUGCUGAGGGCGACUUUGAUAACGCACGGGCGUGGAUCGGCGAUGUGGGGGAUGCGUGUGCGGGGUUUGUGCCGAAGAGAAGGGGUCAGAGCGAGAGAUUGGAGAGUGAGGUUUAUGAGAGGAUAGGUAGUGGGGAAGGUGCAAAUGCACAAACAUCGCUCAUUUCUUUCGUGUAUAGCGACGAGGAGGAGGAAGGUAUGAAGCUUAUUCGUGAUGUUGAAGUUUUUCGAGGGAAGAAAGGGAGGGAGAGACUGCAUGGCGAGGAGGAGCAGAUUGAAGAGAGGAUUCGGAUGGAGUUGAGCCGCGUGAUGGAGUGGUCUGGGAGUAAAUUUGGAGAUGGAGAGGUGCUUGAUGCGAGGUCUGCGUGGGUCAAGAAUAGUGACGACAUAACUAGUAUGUCGAAUGCUAUGGUCAGUGGGGAUAUGGGAUGGAGGAAAUUCUGA
Cucurbitaria berberidis CBS 394.84 is the source of this 714-nucleotide messenger RNA. RefSeq lists its product as uncharacterized. The record is from RefSeq and is a predicted model, not a curated record. Bases 1 to 714 code for a protein of 237 amino acids. Lineage: Eukaryota; Fungi; Ascomycota; Dothideomycetes; Pleosporales; Cucurbitariaceae. The transcript has a single exon.